Molecule: messenger RNA, 3205 nt
Organism: Homarus americanus (American lobster)
Lineage: Eukaryota; Metazoa; Arthropoda; Malacostraca; Decapoda; Nephropidae
Product: purine nucleoside phosphorylase-like
Exons: 8
Coding region: 90-1175 (361 amino acids)
Biological process (GO): nucleoside metabolic process
Cellular component (GO): cytoplasm
Molecular function (GO): purine-nucleoside phosphorylase activity
Source: RefSeq, a predicted model, not a curated record
AACCGAGUUUCAUCAGUCAGUUCACACACUCGGUGGAGAACAGACGCACAGCAACACAGUCCCAAUCUCUCUACCAUCCACACACAAACAUGAGUUCUCUUCUCAAAAACUUGAUCGUGACUAACACCUCCUCCGCCUCCGCCAAGGAAGAUAACAAUGACAGCAUCAUCCACCUUCAGGAGCAGCCGAGUGAAACUAUUACCAUUCAGGGCCGCCGCUUGCUCUCAUCUUGCAGCCACCGAGAGCGCCUCCGUGCCCUGGCCUCUGGCGGGGGCAGCAUGUGCCUGGAGGAGACGGUGAUGGGGGACGACACCCCGUACCCAUUCGAGGUGAUCAAAGAAAGUGCUGACUACUUGCUCUCUGGCACACAACAUCGUCCCAAGAUUGGAGUUAUUUGUGGAUCUGGCCUGGGAGGCUUGGCGGACCAACUGGAUGAAAGGGAUGUGUUCCCUUAUGAGUCAAUACCCAACUUCCCUGUGUCAACCGUUGCUGGUCAUGCAGGCAGGAUGGUCAUUGGUCUGCUCUCUGGAGUGCCAGUCAUGUGUAUGCAGGGACGCUUCCAUGCCUAUGAGGGUUAUCCACUAUGGAAGUGUGCCAUGCCAGUACGUGUGAUGAAACUGAUGGGAGUCUCGCAUAUCAUUGUCACCAACGCUGCUGGAGGACUCAACCCAGAAUACAAAAUUGGUGACAUUAUGAUCAUUAAGGACCACAUCAACAUGCAGGGAUUUGCUGGGGAUUCUCCUCUGAGAGGCAGGAAUGAUGAACGAUUUGGACCUCGCUUCCCAGCCAUGAACAAUGCAUAUGACAAAAAUCUCAUUGCCAUGGCCAAGAAGAUUGUUGCGGACAUGAACCUGACGAAUGUUGUGCAAGAAGGCGUAUAUGUCAUGCUGGGUGGGCCCACCUAUGAGACUGUUGCUGAACUUAACAUGCUGAGGAUCAUUGGGGUGGACGCUGUGGGUAUGAGCACUGUACCAGAGGUUGUGGUUGCUCGGCACUGUGGGAUGAAAGUAUUUGCCUUCUCUCUCAUCACAAACCAGUGCAUCACACAGUAUGACACUGAUGCACAGGCUAACCACGAAGAGGUCAUUGAAGUUGCCAACAUCCGCAAGAAGGAUCUACAGAACUUGGCCCGGAGAAUUAUAGUAAAUAUGUCUGAGGAGUAUCAAGAGAGUUGAACUUCAGACUAAUCUGACCGAGUGAUGAUUUUUAUUUUAUAUAGUAUACGUACAGUAUUUUUUAAUCUUAGGGUACAAAUAUGGAAACCGGAUCGAGAAGAAUGGGAUGAGUGUGGAAAAUUAAUAUAAAUUCAGUCAAUUAUUUUCUUGAACACUGUAACAUCUCUCUUAACAUGAAUAAUUAUAAUCAGUGCACACAAUCUGGUUAACGACGACUUCAAGUUCUGUGAAUGAGAUCGUUAAUUGGACCUUAUUGUAUUUUUGCACUGUACCAAAAUUUUGUACAGUACAGUAUUAAUUAUCUUGAAUGAAACUUGUGUGCCCUUUUCAGACAAAUUGCAUUACUCAUACAAGUCGUAAUCUAGACAAAGCUGACUUUCCUAACCAUCUGGGAAUGUUUUUUGCAGAUUUUCAUACCUGUUUCUUCAUUCCUUAUGAUGCAGACUUCCAUACCAGUAGCCUCCUCAUAUUUUGUGUACAGUACAGAACUUGAGGAUUACAGCCAUUAUAAGUGUUCAUGGGCUUCAGCGUUUAUAUUUAUAAAUAUUAGUACAGUACUGUAUUCUAAUUCUUGCUCAUAUCUUUGUUAAUGUUGGUACAAAUAUCUCAUUGCAGAAAAAUUGUAAGGCUGCUCGUAGUGGUAAUUACAGUACCGAUAUAUCUGUGUAAAUACAGUAUUGCAUUGUUUAAUUGUGUUAUUCGUGGGAAUAAUCACUUGCAUGCAGAAUCCUCAAUGUUCAUUAUUGCAUAUUUUUACUACUAAGAAUUGCUAUGAUUGUGAUAGGAACUAACAUGGAUUAGAUGGUGUGUGACAUCCUUGGAGGGAAGAUCUCUCCUCCACUGAUGUUAACUUUUCCUCCUAGACACAUCUAAUGUCACAACAGUUCUUGUCUUUGAUUGUUUAUAAGUCUUUUGUUUAUAAAAGAUGUUUUUACAAUUUACUGGUUGAGGGAGGAAGGAGUUAUUUUUAUAUUUUUGACUUUUAAUUAUCUGUCUGGAUUGUAGGAUAGAUUUUUAAUAUAUUAUAAGACGUAGUUAAACUACUCUCAAGAUCAUGAUAAUUUCGUCAGAAAAUUAGUCUAGGUUGUUUUUAUUCUAAAAGACAUUACUGUACUGCACUGUAGUUCCCUUUGAUGGAUAUUCAAAUUUGAUUAUAGUUAAUACUUCCUGUAUGAAAAAAUGGACCAAGGUCAGUUUUGACAGUUGUGGCUUUUACAGUUUCAGGGUCAUAAACCAUAUUUUACAACACUUUCCUUGAGCUGUUGCAAGUGUAACACUAUUUAUUUAUCACCGACACGUCCUGGUAACACGACCUCAAAGACUCGGGUUUCACAAUCUUUUCUCUUCUUGAUGGUCGGACAAUUUACCUACCCUCCCCCAAUUCUCUAAAAUUUUGGUUUCCAUUUGUGUUGUUCUUUCUGGAAGUUCUAUUCUUACUGGUAUAAAAAAAAACUCUUCAUUUUUCUCAAUUAAUAAUUUCAGUAAAUGCAAUAUUUGUGGAUGUACUUUUGGUCCUCGUAUAGAAUUCAAACUAUAAUCUGAAGAAGCAGAAUCUUAAAUGAUGUACGUCCAUCCAGUUCCCUAAAGAAAAUAUCUUUCAAGUACAGAUUAAAUUUAGUUCCCUCCUGCCAACUCUAAUAGUCGUACAGUACUGUACUGCAGUAUACAGUAUUAGUAUUGAAGUUAGUUUGUUUUACAACCUGAUUUUCUUGUUUGCAAUAGAAUACCACAGAUGUGGUAGCAUAUGCCAUAUACUGUACAGUACUGUACUGUAUUAGAAUGUGAGUUAUUGAAUUAUAUACUGUACUGUAUAAUUAUACAGUACAUAUAGCUUUCAGUAUUGUGUGUGUAGUGUUUGGUUUGUGAAAGGAUUCAUACAUUCCAUACCAGCUCAGCCUGUAAGAGGUUUGUAUUGAAAAAUUUGUAAAUACAUUGUAUUAAUUACUGGUGAAUGUAUUUUAGCUUUAUAAAUAUUUAUAAGUGAUGUUAAAUUUUACUUUUCGAAAAAGUAAUAAAAUAUUUUUAAAAUU